UCCAGCUCCCAGCCUUCCCUCACGCAUCCCUCUGGCUCCCUGCGGAGGAGGAGCAGCAGCCGUGGGGAAGAUGAGCUGCAACAGGUACCCCGUGGAUGUGAAGGCUGUUGGCUUCAUGCAGUGCAGAAAACAGAAGAACUACAUGAUGUUUGUGUCUUGGUCAGAUCAGAACGACAUUCUCAUCUACAGGACGUUUGAAGACUUUAAGAAGUUCCAUAAAGAGCUGAAGAGAAAAUUCCCCACAGAGAAUGGGUCACUGAGGAGUUUACCCAGGUUUAAAGGUAUAACUAUGCAGCAGAGGAAGGUUGGGAAGCUGAACCGGUGCCUGGAGAUCCUGAAACUGCUGGAAACAUAUUCCCGGGAGCUGCUGAAGACGGAUGUGAAAAUAUCCCGGGGUGAAGAGGUGAAUCAGUUUUUCAAGGCACAGACUCAAGACCUCGAUCCUUCCUUCCCUGAAAACAGUGUUGUGAUCAUGCCAUCAGUAUUCAGAAGGGAGAAAAGCCCCCAGCCCCUCUCCAUCACCCUCCCUCAGGCGUCGCAGAGCUACCGCUGCAUCGAGGCCUUUGAAACCAAAGACACAAAGAACAAACCCUUCACAGUGGCCCAGAAGGAGAUUGUGGAAGUGCUAAUCAAGGACAUGACCGGCUGGUGGCUGGUGGAAAACGCAGACAAGCAGAUAGCCUGGUUCCCAGCCUCGUACCUGGAAGAGCUUGAUGCCUGUGAGGACAUCCAGAAUGCCUUCAGCUCAGACGAGGAGGGCAGCCUGUACUUUGUGGUGCAGGCCUACGAGGCUCAGAAGGCAGACGAGCUCUCGCUGAACCAGGGGGUGGUGGUGGAGGUGCUCAGGAGAUCCCACAACGGCUGGUGGCAGAUCCGGUACAACGGCUGCACUGGCUACAUACCCUCGCUGUGCCUCCGGCCCUACCAGAACCCUCACCGCAAGCUCCAGACCAUCCUGAGCGGCGGCCUCAACGCCUCCAGCCCGAACCUGUGCUCGCCGCAGCCCCGGGGGGAGGCUGUGCCCCGGCCCGGCCCGGCCCGGCAGGAGCACGGCGGCUCUCCGAGGAGCGGAUCCCGGCCUCGGCCCAGGGCCAGCUCCACGCCGCAGCUGGAUUCGGACAGCUCCUCCCUGAGCUCGGGGAGCAGCGGCCCCGGGGACGCGCGCCUGGCCUGGGAGCACGACUUGUCUCGAUCGCUGCCCGAGGUGGAGCAGGCCAGCGGCUCUCCUGCCCCGAGCCGCGGCAGCAAAUCGCCCCCCCUCAGGAACAGGAACGACUCCGGCUUUGUGGAGUCCUCCGCGGCCGAGCUCGGCUCGUCCCCGGCUGACCCUGAGCUGGCCGCGGGUGUCCCCAAGGUGCCGGCCCGUCCCUCGGCCCACGAGAUCCUGCAGCGGUGCAGCACCGUCACCAAGCGCGCCGUGCAGCGAUCGGCUCUGCCGCCGGCCCUCCCCGUCCCCAGCCGGCAUUAG
This is a messenger RNA of Hirundo rustica (Barn swallow), 1468 nucleotides long. RefSeq names its product NADPH oxidase organizer 1 (gene NOXO1). The transcript has 8 exons. Gene Ontology annotation, biological process: superoxide anion generation. Gene Ontology annotation, molecular function: superoxide-generating NADPH oxidase activator activity; phosphatidylinositol binding; protein binding. The record is from RefSeq and is a predicted model, not a curated record. Lineage: Eukaryota; Metazoa; Chordata; Aves; Passeriformes; Hirundinidae. Bases 71 to 1468 code for a protein of 465 amino acids.